UUUUUAUUAACAGUAGUUAUAUAAAACGCGUGGAAUUUUAGGUUGUAAACACAAAAAAGACAAAAAGGAAGAGAUGGUUUUGUUUGAUACAAGUCAAAUAAAGAAGGAGGUGAUAUGUGUGGGACCUUAUCUAGUCCCGUUUCUCAAGACCGCCUGUCUUUACUUCAUCAUAAAUCCCGAGAUAGGGACCAUCGCUCACGCUGUCAUUAAGCUACUGCCACUUUCAUUUUUAAUUACUUUCGUUUGGGCCCAAGGGCUCAGAGAGAACAAGUACAACCAGUGGAUAAUGGCUGGGUUAAGCGCCUGUGCCCUUGGUGAUCUACUCCUGGUUUGGCAAGAGGCGCAUGAUGCCUUCUUCCUAGCUGGCAUGGCCUGCUUUGGUAUUGGCCAAAUUGCUUAUACAGUUGGGUUUGGACUCAAGCCGUUUGGACUUAAAGAACUAGCUCUAUCGAGUCUAGUAACUGGAAUCAUUGUUCACUUCAUUUCGUCUUGUCUCUCUCAGCCACUGUCAACCAUUGUUCCUAUCUAUGCCAUGCUUCUUUCUUUCACAGCAUGGAGGGCGCUCGCUCGCUUUAAUUUAAACGGGGACAUCCCCUGGAGGAAGAUAUAUGCGGCAGCUGGUGCAAUAUUGUUUGCAUUCUCCGAUACUGUACUGGCUGUCAAUAAGUUCUGUACUCCCUUGCCUUAUGAGACGCCAUUGAUCAUGAUCAGCUAUUAUGGAGCUCAAAUGUUCAUAACUUUCUCCAUCAUUAACUCAAGACUCACUAUUAGUCAAGACAAAACAACAACCAGCUCCAAAAACAACAACAACAACAACAAUGCUCUUAUUAAGACAUCAAUAGAUUCUUGUUGAUGUUCUUUCUUUUCUUUGCCCUCCUUCUCUAUUUAUCCUCCCUCAUUCUCUUUCUCCAUUUUCGGUCAUAUUGACUCAUCAUAUCAAAUCAUUGUAUCAUCUAUUGAUAAUUUUGUGUACAUUAUGUUACAUAUCUAAUGAUUAUUUAUUUUGUCUUCUUGUUUACUCUUUGUUUACAUCCAGUUCCUUAUCAUAAAUUAAUUAUAGUGAA
Amphimedon queenslandica is the source of this 1064-nucleotide messenger RNA. Its product is annotated as lysoplasmalogenase-like protein TMEM86A. The coding region runs from base 74 to 853 and encodes 259 amino acids. The record is from RefSeq and is a predicted model, not a curated record. The transcript has 2 exons. Gene Ontology annotation, cellular component: membrane. Gene Ontology annotation, molecular function: hydrolase activity. Lineage: Eukaryota; Metazoa; Porifera; Demospongiae; Haplosclerida; Niphatidae.